AUGGGAUCACAGGGGUUCUCAUUUCCGCCCCCUCCACCACCACCACCGCCAACAGCCCAACAACCACCCGCUUAUCCUCCAGCCCAACAUGGCCAGAAUUGGGGACGAGGUGGAGGUCAGAGAGGACGCGGAAGGGGACAGGGCAAUCGAGGUCGAGGAGGUAGCCAUACUGAUGGCGGACGGCAGCAAUCAUAUCCCCCGCCAGCGGGCUACAACUACCCUCAGCCGAAUUACACUGGAUAUCCCACCCAACCUGUGCCUCCAGCGCCAUAUAUGCCCCCGUCGCCAUACCCCCCUGGCCAAUCGCAAGGAUAUCAGAACCCUCAAAAUGCAUCUGCAUAUCCCAACCCCCAAUUCCCGCAGCCGGUAGCAUCGGCGGCUUACCAACACCUACCUUAUAACCCGACCGCCAACCACACUACACCUUAUCAACAAACUCCGACAUACAUGCAAGGAUUACCAGUACCUCCCCAUCGUCACCAGCCUCACAAUCAAGGAAUGGUAGGCGCCAUGGCUUGGGGCAAUGAGAUGCAGGGUCAAUACAUGGGAAGCCAACUAGGGCAAGCCCGAGGACCUCGAGCCCACGCGCAUGCAAACCACAGCCAAAAACCCAAACUGAAUCAGAAACGAGAUCACUCGUCUGCAUUCAACAAGCCGCAAGCUACCGUGCCCCGAACACCCGCAGCGCCUGCCGUACCAAGCUUUGGGAAUCCUCUACCAUCGAAACCUCCGCCAGCUGCCGACGCCACUCCUAACCGGAAGUCGAAGAAGAGAAAGAGGAAGCACAACCAGCUUGGACUCACUCCACAUGCUGAUGACCGCGAUUCCAGCGAGGAAGAAGAAGACGGCGAAGACGAAGAAUCCAAACUAGCGCAAGGCGGAUCUGGCGCAGCACCACUUCAGGUUUCCUACAAGGGAAAGACUUCUACACUACAAACCAAAUCUGACAUUGCGGCAUGGAUUGCGGAGCGAAAGAAGAACUUCCCCACCCAAGCCCGAAUUGAAGCGAAGAAAAAGGCAGCGGACGAAGCAAAGGCCGUUCGUGAGGCCGCCCGUCAACAGAAAAUCCAGGAGCAACAGGCAAAGCGGAAAGACAGCCGCAAACCGAGCGAGAAUACUACGAACAUCCCGGGUGCCGGCACGGACGCACAGCGCAGGGAGGAACUUCAGCGCAACCUUGAACGAGAGCAGAAACGCAUCAUUAAAGCCGUGGCUGAAGCUGACGCGGCCCGCCUUCGCUUGGAGGCUUUGCAGAAGGAGGCGUUGGGCUUGAAGACGGAAUCUCAUCAGGAUGAAGAUACGUCAGUCAGACAAGAGCCAAUCGAAGAGGACCCUCAGACCCCAGUGCCUGCGCCAGACACGCCCGACAUUAAGACUGAACCGGCGAUCCAACCAGUUGUCAAGGUUGAGCCGCAUGACACAACCCCAGAGUCCGAACCGGGAGUCCCCGCUUCCCACGCGACAGAUGUGCAUCAAGACUCCAAUGAGGUCGUAAUUAACCCCGAAUUUCAAAGCCAGGACCCCGCCCAUGCCCUGGAUGGCCAGAUGGAAUUGCCCAAUCAAGACAGCGACUGGACAUCUUCUGGCGGCUCAGAUUCAGAGUCCGGCUCUGAUUCCGAGUCUGAUUCGGCACCAGAGCAGUCAAGUUCGCGCCGCACGGGACCAGAGCGAGUCCCACCCCCGCCCCGGGAGGGCAAAAAGACUGUAUGCCGCUAUUUUGCGCGCACCGGGCAGUGUAACCGAGGUGACCAGUGUAAAUUCCUCCACGAGACAUCUGAACGAACAAAAGCAAAGCCCGAAAGGAAGGAAAAAGAGAAAGAGAGACGCAAGGGACUUUACCAAGCUUUGCUGGACCGGCAGAAGGAAGAUGAAGAUCGUCGCGCCAUGGAAACGCUCUGUUACCUUGGACAGAACAAUCUGCUCUAA
Messenger RNA from Penicillium soppii, 1926 nucleotides. Its product is annotated as CCCH zinc finger protein. The record is from RefSeq and is a predicted model, not a curated record. The transcript is spliced from 2 exons. Gene Ontology annotation, cellular component: nucleus. Gene Ontology annotation, molecular function: RNA binding; metal ion binding. NCBI's taxonomy places the organism in Eukaryota, Fungi, Ascomycota, Eurotiomycetes, Eurotiales, Aspergillaceae. Bases 1 to 1926 code for a protein of 641 amino acids. Gene Ontology annotation, biological process: box C/D snoRNP assembly.